Solanum tuberosum (potato) is the source of this 577-nucleotide messenger RNA. RefSeq names its product probable trans-2-enoyl-CoA reductase, mitochondrial. Lineage: Eukaryota; Viridiplantae; Streptophyta; Magnoliopsida; Solanales; Solanaceae. Gene Ontology annotation, cellular component: mitochondrion. The record is from RefSeq and is a predicted model, not a curated record. Gene Ontology annotation, biological process: fatty acid metabolic process. The coding region runs from base 1 to 543 and encodes 180 amino acids. The transcript has 4 exons.
AUGGGGCUGUUCUGUCUGGGUUUGAGAGGAGGUGGGUGGCUCAUCGGAGCUCCGGCGAGCUAUUCGCCGGAGAAGAAGAUAAAUAGUGAAACCUUUUAUGUCUUUUAUGUUCCAGGGACAUGGCAAACCUAUGUGGUAGAAGAUCACAGUUUAUGGUACAAAAUAGACAAAAACACUCCAAUUGAAUAUGCUGCCACUAUUUCUGUUAAUCCUUUGAGUGCCUUGAGAAUGCUUGAGGACUUAUUGGCUUUAAAAUCAGGGGACACAAUUGUUCAAAAUGGAGCUACAAGCAUAGUAGGGCAAUGUGUUAUUCAAUUAGCUAGAAUUCGUGGAAUUCAUGGCAUUAAUAUCAUAAAAGAUAAACCUGAAUCUGAUAAAAUUAAAGAAAAAUUAAUUAAACUUGGCACAAAUAAAGUAUUUACUGAAAGUGAACUCGAAGUAAAAGGUGUCAAAAAUCUCCUGGGUGAUAUACCUAAACCUAGUUUGGGUUUGAAUUGUAUUGGUGGAAAUGCAGCUAAUAUGGUGGUAAAAUUCUUAAACUGAGAUACUUUUUUUAUUUUUUUAAAUAUUGUUUUCU